AUGAAACUGCACUCACCUUCACUCGUGGUUGCUUUCAAAGAUUUAUCACAUUUUCGAAGACAAAUAUUAGCACAUAAUGCUAUUCGCAUUUUAAAGAAUUCCACUGAUGCCAAUGGAUUGUCCAAGGAAGAAAUAGCUACAAUAAAAUUAUAUGUAUCUUGUUUUUUUCUUUAUAUUCCUCUCAAUGAAGCACUUCGUAGUGAACAAUAUGAACAAAUUAAACCUUGGUUUCCAUAUUUAAAACUUUUUCAUAAUGCUAUAUAUAAAUUACCUGAACGUGCAGGAGUACAUUGCCGUCUAUUGUCUGUACAAAGAGCUAUCACUAGUCAUCCGAUACAUAAUCUUAUCUGGUAUAAUUGUUUCUCUAUCUUAUUUGUAGCCGACGUUUCCUUGAGUCCAAUCUAUGCUUUACUUGUUAUCGAUGUUCAAAAUUGUUUUAUUGAUGGAACUCUUGCCUUAUCUAAUAGUCCUGCUCGUCAAAAUGGAGCUGAGGUUGUACCAAUUAUUAAUCAUUUAAUUGAAACAAUACUAUUCGAUUAUAUUGUCUAUUCAUAUGAUUGGCAUCCAGUAAAUCAUAUUUCAUUUGUUGAUAAUUUGAGAAAUCGAACACGCUAUAUCAAAGGUGGUUACAAUGCAUCAAUACAAGUCUAUGAUACAGUAACAUAUACCGGUCCGAAAUACGAAACAGAACAAGUUCUCUGGCCUGCCCAUUGUAUUCAGAAUACCGAUGAUGCUAAACUACAUCCAGAUCUUAUUGUUAAUCCAGACAAAAAUAAUAUUAUUCAUAUAAGAAAAGGUACUGAUCCAGAUAUUGAUAGUUAUUCAGCAUUUGCAGAUAACAAUAAGGGUCAAAAAACAGUACUCGAUACCGAACUGAAAAAACGCAACGUGACACAUGUCAUCGUUGCUGGUCUUGCUCUUGAUUUUUGUGUUGGAGCAACUGCACUGGAUGCUAUGGAUUUGAACUAUAAGACUUUCGUUGUCGAAGAUGCAAGUCGAGGUAUUACUAUGGAUACAAUCAGAAAACGAUUGGAUGAAAUGACAAAUCGUGGAAUAAAGAUAAUAAAAUCGUCUCAAGUCAAACAAUUGGUGAAUAAUACAAUUCACGCUGAGUUCAAUCAUCUAUUUUUAAUUUUCAUUUCGUUUUUUGUCUGGAUUUUCAAAUAA
Rotaria sp. Silwood2 is the source of this 1167-nucleotide messenger RNA. NCBI's taxonomy places the organism in Eukaryota, Metazoa, Rotifera, Eurotatoria, Philodinida, Philodinidae. The record is from the annotation of a GenBank genome assembly.